AUGACCGGAGUUCCGCUCCAUCACAAGCGAAAGCAUCCCACCUCCUCAAAACCUGACGAGUUCGUAGCCGUUAGCCCCGCUUCCAAGCAGCUCGAGACAGAUGACAUGUACGACGUACCCGUCGGCAUCGCUACCGACCGUGGUGGCAAACUCAACCAAGAGGACGCCUACUUCAUCGGAGGCAAGGUAGUGGAGAGACUCACUCUCAAUGGAUACACCAGCUCGGCCAGUGGCUGCUUCGGCAUCUUCGACGGUCACGCGGGCGACCGCGCCUCGCGCUUCUGCGCCGAGAAUAUUUUCCCGCGAAUCCAUGAGCAGCUCGCCCAGGAAUCCACUGUGAACGACGCCAUUACUAACGCCGUUCGAGGCCUCGGUACGUCUUCGCACUUGCAGCGAGACUGA
This is a messenger RNA of Phytophthora infestans T30-4, 402 nucleotides long. RefSeq lists its product as uncharacterized. The coding region runs from base 1 to 402 and encodes 133 amino acids. The transcript is spliced from 2 exons. NCBI's taxonomy places the organism in Eukaryota, Oomycota, Peronosporomycetes, Peronosporales, Peronosporaceae. The record is from RefSeq and is a predicted model, not a curated record.